AUGGCAGAUGCAGAGAACCCUAAUCAUCCCCUCAUUGGGGUCCCCAACCAGCAAGCAGCCGUCAAUGUUGGAGCACCAGCACAGAGUCCCCGCUCUUCUCGGGCCUACAAGGUGGCAGGAUUGACCCUUUUGGCCGGCGUGCUGAUUGUGAGUCAGGUGAUGAUCGGCUACUUCCUCCUCAGCCAGAAAAGCGACAUCAAAUCUCUGGAGGAGCAGAACAAGAAGAUGAACUCUGACCUUACAAGGGGGAGAUCUGGCGGUGCAUCUGUGCCUGCACGGAUGCAUGUUCCCAUGAUGGCCCUGCCCGAGAUGAUGGAUGACACAAUGAUGGAGGAGUCUUCAACUGGAGCCCCAGAAAAGAAGGCCGCUCCACUCACUGCCUGCCAGCUGCAGUCUGCUGGACUGAAGGCUGUGCAAGUGCCAGGUUUCAGGCCCAGCUGUGACCAGCAGGGCCUCUACAAGGCCGAGCAGUGCUUCAUGGGAGAGUGCUGGUGUGUUAACACAGUCAACGGGGAGCAGAUCCCUGGAUCCCUGAGCCAAGGGUCUGCCGGCUGCAUCAAAUCUCCCGUCAGUGGUGGCCUGCUGACCGCUGUGGAGGCCUAA
Molecule: messenger RNA, 603 nt
Organism: Menidia menidia (Atlantic silverside)
Lineage: Eukaryota; Metazoa; Chordata; Actinopteri; Atheriniformes; Atherinopsidae
Source: the annotation of a GenBank genome assembly